Molecule: messenger RNA, 1005 nt
Organism: Linum trigynum
Lineage: Eukaryota; Viridiplantae; Streptophyta; Magnoliopsida; Malpighiales; Linaceae
Source: the annotation of a GenBank genome assembly
CUAGAAAUAAGUUUCUAUCAUUUGGUAUUAGAGCCAUCAUGAGCUCAUCAAAGCUCACCGAUCCGGAAGAAGUGAAGAGGAAGGAAGAGCCGGCGACGCUCCAGGAGAAGAAGAAGUUGAGCUGCCGGCAAACCUGGAGAAUAAGGAGCCGUGGAAGGGCUUGACUGGAGACAGGAGGAGGUCGAGGACAAGGCAGCCUGUCGGGAUGGAAGAACCGAGCCUUGAGGAGCCUGCACCGAAUCUGGAUUUUGAAGAGGUAAUAUCCGGAAUAACCCCAAUCCCAUUGACAAUUCCAAUCGAGGGCAGGAAAUUUAAGAAGAAGAAGAAGAAGAACGAGGACGACGACGGCGGGACUCUCUACUCGCCGAGGAAGAGGAAGAAGAAGAAGAAGUGGAAGCCGGAUCUCGACGUCAGAAUCGACCGCCGACGGAAAGCACGGGCGAAGGAGGUGACAGAGAGGGAGAGAUGCGCCGGUGGCAUCACCUCUCCGCGCUCUGCUCGAGAAUCCGGCGAGGCAAUCUGCCCGUCGGUCGCGAAGGGAGAAGAGGCGGCACGAUCUCUGGCAGCGACUAAGGCCAGGCAGGCGGAGUCCAGGACCAGCGCGAUGGGAAAGAUCAUGCCACGGCUGGCGGCGACAGCUGUUGCAUCGAACGGCGGGGAGAGGCAGCCUCGCCGCCGGGUGCGUUGGUCGGAGAAGGAGGAGUUGACGGCGGAAGAGGAGGCAUCGACGGCGGGCGGCGCGAUGAGGAAGAUGAAGGAGGAGGAUGGUGGCAGCUGUGUUUUCAAAAACCCUAGGCCUCCUGAUUCGGAUUGAGGGGCACGACAGCAGCGGCUCUCCCGAUCGGGCCAAGCAGAUGGGGCUGCCUCAUUGGAUGGACUAAGAUUAGUGUGUCAUCUUUUAGAGAAAGCCCAGAUAAGCAUUCGUCAAAGGAUGGGCCGUGAGGAGAGUUUUCUUGGAUUUUUCCUGGGUCUGCCCCGCCAGCAGAGUAAACAAAAGGAAGAUCA